ACUGGCCCAGCGUUCAGGGAGCGGCCGGACUCCGACGCGGCGCUCGGGGACGCCGCGGCGGGCAGUGUUGCACUGCCAACGCCUGCCGAGCUGGACGCGGACGCGGCGCUCGAACCGGUGCUCGAGCACGUCGAUGCGCACGCCGCUGUUGCGCUUGACUCCGUAGAGCUGAGCACAGACGCGGUGCUCGGCUCGGGCGCCGAAGCGGUGCUCGAGCGCGCCGCGGUGGAUAACGUCGCACUGCCUGCACCUGCAGCGCUGGACACCGACGCAGCCCACCUCGCGCAGGACUCCGCGAUGCGCCUCGACUCCGCAGAGCCG
Molecule: messenger RNA, 321 nt
Organism: Prorocentrum cordatum
Lineage: Eukaryota; Dinophyceae; Prorocentrales; Prorocentraceae
Source: the annotation of a GenBank genome assembly